This is a messenger RNA of Panicum hallii, 1399 nucleotides long. RefSeq lists its product as uncharacterized. The transcript has a single exon. The coding region runs from base 379 to 1056 and encodes 225 amino acids. NCBI's taxonomy places the organism in Eukaryota, Viridiplantae, Streptophyta, Magnoliopsida, Poales, Poaceae. The record is from RefSeq and is a predicted model, not a curated record.
GUCUCAGAUGAUUCCCAUCCGGUCCUCCAACCCAUCCCUCCCAAGUACUAGAGGCUAGAGGCAGUUCCCACCCACCAAACCCAACUCCACCACCUCCCCUUCUCCUUCCUUGUUGAGACCCCAAAAGGCAAGGCCCCCCCAGCAAAGCCUCAGCUCAGCAGCAAACCCCCAGGAAGGGGAGCGGCACGAGCUGCGCUGCUGCCAUCCCGCAGCUACUCCGAACAGCAACGUCUUAGCCGACGGCAGCCGUCGCCACCUACCCACCAACUCCGCCCGUCGCCUCCCCGUUCGGCUUUUCGUCGAGCAGUUGGUGGGCACCUAACCGGGCUGCUAAGGCGGGCGGGGGGCGAGCGGAGCCAGCGAGCUUGAGUGAGUGAGAUGAAGAAGCUGUACCAGGGGAAGGGGCGGCGGGUCCACCCGGCACCGGCGGACGCGGCGGCGGCGGCCGUGGCGCUGCCGGCCGCCGUGCUGGCCCUGGCGUCCGCGCUGACCGCGGAGGAGCAGGAGGUGCUGGCCUACCUGCUGUCCUGCGGCGGCGCGGCGGGGGGCCGCCCGCGCCGCCGCCGGGGGCCCCACCCGCCCGAGAUGGGCUGCGGCUGCUUCGGCUGCUACAAGAGCUUCUGGGCGCGCUGGGACGCGUCCCCCAACCGCCACCUCAUCCACCACAUCAUCGACGCCGUCGAGGAGGGCGGCGGCGGCGGGAGCGGGGGCCCUCCACGCCGCGGCCCUUCACGCCGCCGCCGCCGUGGACGUCGCGGCAGCGACGAGGCCGACUACGAGGACGCCGCGGACGCCGGGGAGGUGGAUGCCAACGCGGACCACCACCACCACCCGGGCUUCGACGGCGGGAGGGACCGCCAAGGCGAGUACGAGGGCGACGGCGACGAGGAGGAGGAAGAAGUGGCCAGCAGCAUGGACGGCGAAGAGGAUGCCGCGUCGGUGGCCAGCGAGGGCGACUGCAACGGCGGCGACGGCUGCGGCGGCAGCGCCGAGAAGAGCACGGUGGGGAGGCUGGUGCGCUUCAUCGGGGAGAAGGUCUGGGGCGCGUGGAACUAAUCCGGCUGCCCGCUCGCCUGUUCUUGUAGAUUAGGGGAAGGAAGGAGACCGCCAAGGAGGGUCUCGUCAAGGUCAGUACCAGUAGCAGCUGUUUUGAUCAAGAGCACCUCUGCUCUACGCCCUUUUCCUCUUCUUUCGUUUGUUCAAUUUCUUGCACUCUGGUGAGCAUGUGAGGAUCGGACUGGGGGCAAACUCAGCACUAUCUCAUCCAAUUUCAGCUCCCCACCUUCUUCCUCCUCUGUACCAUAUUUUUGCUCCUUAGGUUCAACAAUGAACUUCUUGCAAGAGAACAAGUUCCCUUUCCAUUUCUGCAUGGUGUCAACUGUUUGGGUACUGACUUUUA